AUGCUUGCUACAUCAAAAAACGGUGUCGAUGCACCCCCACAACCUCGACGAUCUAUUGCAGCUGGCUGUGAGGGGUUCCGCACCGAUCUCUGGCUGCAUGAGCAUCAACUGCACUUCACAUCAGAUCCCCAGGAAGAAAAUGACCUCCAGCUGCAGCUCGAUCUGCUCUUCACCGACUUGCAUGCCGAAGAUCCGCCCGAACACGUCCAGAUGAUCAUGACUGAAGCUUCACCAACAUAA
Molecule: messenger RNA, 240 nt
Organism: Penicillium taxi
Lineage: Eukaryota; Fungi; Ascomycota; Eurotiomycetes; Eurotiales; Aspergillaceae
Exons: 2
Coding region: 1-240 (79 amino acids)
Source: RefSeq, a predicted model, not a curated record